AAGAAGUUUUGGGCUUAAGUCAUCUUUACGUUUGCUUCCUUCCUUUUUCCUAUUCUAACGUCCCCAUUCACUUGACACUUUUCAACUCUCUCUCUCUCUCUCUCUCAGAAAAACCCAAAAACCAUUUAUACAAAAAAAUAAAAUAAAUAGAGAGAAGAGAACCAAUUAGCCAUAGCCAAAGGCAUUGAGCUAUUUCGUCUUUGCUUUACCUCUAUCGUCCUCCACCGCUAUAACAAUCUCAUAACCCCAUUUCUUAUUUUCUUUCUCUCUCUAUAUAAAUUCCCUUCCUUUUCUGUGUUUUUUCUUUUUUUGGUUCUGUAAUUAUCAGAUUAUAAACCCUCAUUUUGAGAAGGAUAAGGACAUAUUUUCCUUUGUUUAAUUUGAAAAAUAUAUAUUAUUAUAUUUUUGUUGCUGUGUUUUGAUUCUAUGGCCGCGGGUGCUGAGAUUUCCGGUGAGGUAGCUGCGGCAGCGGCUGCCAAGAACUCAAAGCUGGAAUCGGAAUCGGAGUCGUCGAAAUCGGAAUCGGAAUCGGAAUUCAAUGUCCAGAAACUGGUUGAUAUGUUCACGAAGCUGAACCCUUUAGCCAAAGAGUUUAUCCCAUCGUCUUACGCUAAGCAACAGAGCUUCAACAACCUCAACGCAAUUACGACCGAUGAGUCUCUCUCCCCCAACAAUAAGCUUUUUCCUGAUGAUGAUAACUCAAUUAACAGAAGGAGAAGAAAUAACUUUAAUCAGGGGAGACGAAGGUUGAAUGGAAGAAGUUUCAGAGCUCAGCGAGACAACAGUAUUAGACGAACAGUAUAUGUUUCUGAUAUUGAUCAGCUGGUCACUGAAGAGCGGCUUGCUGCCUUAUUUAGUAGCUGUGGACAAGUCGUUGAUUGCCGAGUUUGUGGUGACCCACAUUCAGUACUUCGUUUUGCAUUUGUGGAGUUUGCUGACGAGCAUGGUGCAAGAGCAGCUCUAAAUCUUGGCGGAACAGUGCUAGGAUACUAUCCAGUUCGGGUCUUACCUUCAAAAACUGCGAUCCUUCCUGUUAAUCCUACAUUCCUUCCUAGGUCAGAUGAUGAACGGGAAAUGUGUUCGAGGACUGUCUAUUGCACAAAUAUUGAUAAGAAGGUUUCUCAAACUGAAGUUAAGAGUUUCUUUGAGACAGCUUGUGGCGAAGUUACUCGUUUAAGGCUUUUGGGGGAUCAUGUGCAUUCAACUCGCAUAGCUUUUGUUGAAUUUGUCAUGGCAGAAAGCGCAAUACUUGCUCUGAAUUGUAGUGGAAUGGUCUUAGGAACCCAACCAAUAAGGGUAAGUCCUUCAAAGACACCGGUGCGAUCCCGAGUUGUUCGUCCAAUGUUGCAAUAAUCAGUCCACUAAUUAAGGAUCAGUGGAUGGAUUCAGCCUAGCUUCUCAGCUAAAGAAAAUAUGAUGCAUUUUACUGGUUGGUGAAACAUUUGUUUCUUUCCGUUUAUCAGUCUUUUAUGUAGCAACAAUUGUUGUUCUGUGACUCUUUACACAUCGGGGCCUGCUUCAAAGUUUGAAGUUUUUACGGGAUGGUUUCGAUCUUGAGAAUUUCACAUGUUCUGAAUUCGAAUGCUCUGUGUUGGCAAAUAUCAUAUAUGCACUUGGAAACUUCUCUCGGUAUAGCGAUCAUACUUGUGCUCCUUUACUUAGAAAAAGCUUUUAAUUAUCAUCCUUGAUCUUGGAUAGAAGGUGUGGUGUUGUGGCCACCAAGUUCCAAGAACCUAGGUACCUUUUGUGCCAAUGCUCCUUUCUAUUUGAGUUUUGUAUUUCAUUAUGCAUAUUGAAUGUAUAACUUGUCACUUGAUGCAUGUAAUCGUUUGACAGCAGUUCAUUUAGAUUUCUUUUGGGUCAUAAGACACUGUAAGUAUUGUGAACUUUUUAUGCUCUGAAUGCUGAAGGUUUCCUCUUUCAUAUUGGUCAGAAUAGGCCAUAGGGAAGUUGGCUCAGGGAAAAUGCAGCUUCGUAUUUCUUUUGUCA
Molecule: messenger RNA, 1989 nt
Organism: Humulus lupulus (European hop)
Lineage: Eukaryota; Viridiplantae; Streptophyta; Magnoliopsida; Rosales; Cannabaceae
Product: polyadenylate-binding protein-interacting protein 9-like
Exons: 10
Coding region: 427-1353 (308 amino acids)
Molecular function (GO): RNA binding
Source: RefSeq, a predicted model, not a curated record